AUGGCCUGUUUUGCGCGUGAGAAAUGUCUCCCGUACAGAUUUCCAACGCUCAUGAACUUGAACCCAAGUUCCGGAGGUUAUGGCGGCGGUGGCGGCGGCGGUUACGGAGGCCGCGGGAACGACAGACGAUCAUCGGGUUAUGACCGUCGUGACGAUGGCGGACGAGGAGGCGGGAGAGACAGUUACGGUGGCGGCGGGGGAGGUGGUCGAGGGAGCUAUGGCGAUCGUCGCGGCGGAGACUUCAGAUCUGGAGGUGGAUUCGGGGACGGUGGUUUUGGCGGAACACAAGAACACGAUAUGCCAGACACCAUUUUCAUUACGGGCAUGCCAGAAGAGGUGACCGAAGAGCAAAUCGAAGAGCACUUCGGUGCCAUCGGAAUAAUCAAAACCGACAAGAAAACCAGAAAGAAGAAAAUCUGGAUUUACAAGGACAAGGAGUCCGGCAAGGGGAAAGGAGAAGCCACAGUUACCUAUGACGACCCGCCGACCGCGUCGUCAGCGAUCUCCUGGUUCGACAACAAAGAAUUCAUGGGUCAAACCAUCAAGGUACAAGUUGCUCAAAGAAAAUCGACCUGGGUUCCGCCCCAGAAAGGUGGCAGAGGUCGAGGUCGCGGUGGAGGCGGCGGUGGCGGCUUCCGUGGAGGGGACGAUCGAGGGGGAGGAGGAGGCGGUCGGGAGGGCGACUGGCCGUGCGACUCUUGUGGGAACAAGAACUUCGGCUGGAGAAACAGCUGCAACCGUUGCGAUACCCCCAAGCCCGGAGGCGGAGGCGGCGGUGACGGUGGCCGAGGAGGAGGUGGCGGACGGGAUCGUGGAGACCGCGGCGGAGGUGGCGGUUACAACAGACAUCGCCCGUAUUAAUUCCGAAUUCGGAGCAUUUCCCCAUCAUUCAUGCGAAAGAAGAAGCACCCGAGUGUCACCGUCAUUAUCACUGAAUAAAAUACUGCUUGAGGC
Galendromus occidentalis (western predatory mite) is the source of this 954-nucleotide messenger RNA. Its product is annotated as RNA-binding protein cabeza. Lineage: Eukaryota; Metazoa; Arthropoda; Arachnida; Mesostigmata; Phytoseiidae. Gene Ontology annotation, molecular function: RNA binding. Bases 1 to 861 code for a protein of 286 amino acids. Gene Ontology annotation, biological process: regulation of DNA-templated transcription. The record is from RefSeq and is a predicted model, not a curated record. The transcript is spliced from 5 exons.